CGCUUAUGAAACAAAUGGCGUGAAAUGGUCCAUCUCAAGUGAAAUUCGCGCAAAACCUACAUCAGAUCAACCAGUCUGCCCGCUGCCAAUUUCCCUUACCCGAUGAAACACGGGGGGGCUCAUGGGCUCACUUGGCCAGAGCAGAGCUGACAGAAGAGCACACACCACACCAACCACAAGUGCCAACCCCUUGUACGGUAGGUCUCAGUAUAAGGUGCAGAUUUCUUUUUCCCUCUUCAGCUGCUACUUAAUAAGUCACUCGCUACACAUUUCUCACGGUCUUUGGUCUUUCAUUCUCAGGUGGGCUGAUAUAAGAACAUAUCGUCACUCGUUUGGACACCUACGGACUACCACUGCUACUGUCGCAUCGCUUGCUAACAGGAAAUACGCAUCCACCACCACUAUAUAUCGAUCCAACUCGAACUGUGAAGAGACCAUCAAGAACAAUUAAAUACACAAAUCCAAAAGCAACCAGAGCUGUUAAUCGCCAAUCCAUCAAAAUGCAUUCAGCUAUCGUCAUCGCCGCAGCAGGCCUAGCCAGCCUCGCUCAAGCAUACACCACACCGGGCGCUCAGACUUGGGGUCCUCUCCUCACACCAGACACUUCCGACCCAGUCACUCAAGGCCAAACCGCUCUCGUGACCUGGGAUCCCGAAAGCCACCCAACAGACGGCGUGACAGUCAGCCUAGUUCUCUGCCACGGUCCAUCAACAAACUGCGUCGACGCCUCCACAGCCAUCGCCUCCGGCAUCCCAGCAGCCCAGAAAUCCUACUCGUGGGACGUCCCCUGCGACUUGGCCGCCGGCACCCAAAACACCGACACAGGAUACGGCAUGCUGAUCAUCGUCGACGGCACAGGCGAGUAUCAAUUCUCCACUCAAUUCUCCGUUCUCGCCAAUUCAAGCUGCGGAAGCGGCUCUUCUUCAUCAUCCAGCAGCGCUUCAUCCUCAUCUAGCAGCGCCAGCGCCAGCGUCGUCACAUCCAGUGCAUCCACAACCACCAGCUCCGCCUCCAGCACAUCAUCAGGCAGCUUGUGGGGUUCAACAACCAAAAACCACUCGCUAUCAUCCACCAGCACAAGCAGCUCGGGUAGCGCUAGCGAGACCACUACCACCUCCGCCGCUUCUGGCUCCAGCGCAGCAUCGACCGAGACCGCCGCAAGUAGCACAGUCGUUGUCUCCGGCACGUCGACAUACACUGUCGUGGCUAGCGGCACCACGACUUUCGCCAGCGCAACACAGGCUUCGACUACGUCGAGCGCACCUGCUUCGACUUUCACUGGUGGUGCAGCUCCACAGGCCGGUCUCAGUGGCGCAGGUCUGAUCAUUGCCGGUGCAUUCGCCGUUCUCGCCAUGUAGAGAGUGUCUCUCUGUUUUCAUUUCCUUGUCAGUGCAUCACGAGCGGCGCAUUUUCUGGUGUACUUUGUAAAGCAUAGCGGGUUCAAAAAUUCACAUGUUAUAUACGGAGUGCUUCAUACUUAUAGAGGUCGAAUCCUGCUGGCACUGGUUGUCGAGCGCAUACGGUGGUCAAAAAUCAUAUA
Messenger RNA from Exophiala viscosa, 1540 nucleotides. Its product is annotated as Ser-Thr-rich glycosyl-phosphatidyl-inositol-anchored membrane family-domain-containing protein. The transcript has a single exon. The record is from RefSeq and is a predicted model, not a curated record. NCBI's taxonomy places the organism in Eukaryota, Fungi, Ascomycota, Eurotiomycetes, Chaetothyriales, Herpotrichiellaceae. Bases 501 to 1358 code for a protein of 285 amino acids.